Messenger RNA from Phyllostomus discolor (pale spear-nosed bat), 1114 nucleotides. Its product is annotated as olfactory receptor 4N4-like. The record is from RefSeq and is a predicted model, not a curated record. The transcript has a single exon. NCBI's taxonomy places the organism in Eukaryota, Metazoa, Chordata, Mammalia, Chiroptera, Phyllostomidae. Gene Ontology annotation, biological process: G protein-coupled receptor signaling pathway. Gene Ontology annotation, cellular component: membrane. Bases 18 to 944 code for a protein of 308 amino acids. Gene Ontology annotation, molecular function: olfactory receptor activity; G protein-coupled receptor activity.
UUCUAUAGGCAGAGGAGAUGGAGAUUGCAAACAGCACAGUGGUGAAAGAAUUCAUCCUCCUUGGUCUGACUCAGUCUAGAAAUACUCAACUCCUGGUCUUUGUGCUCAUCUUGAUUUUCUACCUCAUCAUCCUUCCUGGGAAUUUCCUCAUCAUUCUAACCAUCAGAUUAGACCCUGGCCUCUCAGCACCCCUCUACUUCUUUCUGGGAAACUUGGCCUUCCUCGAUGUAUCCUAUGCUUUCAUUGUGGCUCCCAGGAUGCUGGCAGACUUCCUCUCUGAGAAGAAGGUCAUCUCCUACAAGGGCUGCAUCACUCAGCUCUUUUUCUUGCACUUUGUUGGAGGAGGUGAGGGGUUGCUUCUUGUUGUGAUGGCUUUUGACCGCUACAUUGCCAUCUGUCGUCCUUUACACUAUUCAACUGUCAUGAACCCUAGAGCCUGCCACACCUUUCUGUUGGCUCCGUGGCUUGGAGGCUUUGUUCACUCCAUCAUCCAGGUGGCCCUCAUCCUCCACUUGCCCUUCUGUGGUCCAAACCAGCUGGAUAACUUCUUCUGUGAUGUGCCACAGGUCAUCAAGCUGGCCUGCACAGACACCUUUGUGGUGGAGCUCCUGAUGGUCUUCAACAGUGGCCUGCUCACUCUCCUGUGCUUCCUGGGGCUUUUGUCUUCCUAUGCAGUCAUUUUCUGUCAUGUACGUGGGUCAUCUUCUGAGGGGAAGAACAAAGCCCUGUCCACAUGUACCACCCAUGUCAUUAUUAUACUGAUCAUGUUUGGACCUGCCAUCUUCAUCUAUACUCGCCCCUUUAGGGCCUUACCAGUGGACAAGGUGGUUUCCUUUUUCCACACAGUGAUCUUUCCUUUGUUGAAUCCUGUGAUUUAUACUCUUCGAAACCAGGAAGUGAAAUGUGCCAUGAGGAGAUUAUUGAGAUGGCAUGUAGUAUGCUGAAUGGAUUUUAAAAGUUAAGAUGGGGAACGUUGGCUGCUAGUCAUUUAACAAAUAUGGUUUUUCAUUGAUUUCCUUUCAUUUGUCAGGCAUUGCUGUAGGCAAUGAGGGACAGUUAUGCAUAACUAGAGAAAAAGCUUAAUGUAUUUAAAUUAUCUCAAAGAAAUACUAGA